UUACAAAUUCACGCUAGGCGGCAGGUUGACAAUUAUAUGGCCGCAAAGCUCACACAACACAAAUAUUAAAUUGUAUGAAACAUUAAACAGUUAAUUGCAAUGGCGUGGCCCAGAGGUGCAUACCCACGAUAUCAGCCGUCCUUCAAUGAUUAUGGUGGGAACAGAAGGAGACACGACGAUUACGACCAGUAUGAGGAACCUAUUCAAGGUCCAAGAUCCAGACAGACUUAUCCUUCAGGAAUAAACAAUUACAGAGGCAGAUCCUCUGUGCCAAGAGGUCCUAGACCCAGGUUUCCAGAUUCACAUCAUGGAGGGCGUGGUAGAGGUGGAAGCUUCUCAGAUGGCCCAAGAUCAAGAUUUCCCGGGGCAAGACCAAAUAAUCCCAAACCCGGAUUAUUAGAUCCCAAACCCGGAUUAUUAGAUCCCAAACCAGGAUUAUUAGGAACACCUCCACCACGGCAUCCACUUCCCGUGUCUAGAUCAAAAGAUCAGCCACCAUCUCAAAAUAAGUCAGAAGACAAAGAACAAACAAAAACAAAGACAGAUAAAGCACCUGGUGAUGACGCAUUAAAAGCAACAGAGACCAAGACCAAAACAGGAGACUCAUCAUCUGAUAGCUCGAAAGAGAAAACACAAGAUGCAUCAGAGAAAACACCAGUAAAGCCACCAGGCCUUUUGCCAGAUCCUGUGAUGCCACAAAAGUCUGCGCUGAAAAAAUCCAGCUUGAAGAGUCAAGAUGAAGGCAAACCUGUUGGGACUGGAAAGCCAGGCUUGCUUCCAACUCCUACCUGUGCAGAUAGUACUACUACUAGUACUAAACCAACCACAGAAAUAAUAAAAGCAAAAGCAGUAGAGAAAUCUAAAGAAAGUCCACCACCACUGCUUCCUUCACCAAAUAAAGAUGUUACAAAGAACACUCAGAGUUCACCAAAACCACGAACAGGAAUAUUGAAGAAUAAUAAACCGGCAGUAAUAUUGAAGACUAAUAAACCAGCAGUAAUACAACCAGAAGCCCAAAAGAAUGAAAGUGAAGAUGACAGUGACGAUACAGGUUAUUGUAAAUACUGUAAAAUCAGUUUUACUUCAUCUGAGGCAUUUGUUAAGCACACAAGAGGUCUGAUGCACACACAAAAAACUAUGCAAGUAGAAAAUCAGUCUAAUCCAGAAAAUGAGUCUGAUGAUGCUAAUCAAUCAUCAAAUGUGGACAGUGUGGUUAGAGAUAUGUCAAAUAAACCAGAAAAAGACUACUCAAAUCCCUUACACACUAAAGGGUUCGAAGAUUCUGGAAAACCAAAACUGGAUAGAUAUGAUAACAGGGAUCGGUACUAUGGACAGAAAGAGGAGUAUUAUGGACACGAGGAGUAUCAUGGACAUGAGGAGUAUCAUGGGCAUGAGGAGUAUCAUGGACACGAUAAUGAGAAUUAUGGACAUUAUAAUGAAAAUUAUGGACAUGGUAAUGACAAUUAUAGACGAGAUUGGGAACAUGAACAGGACUAUUAUGAUGAGGAUAAUAGAUAUAAUGAAGGUAGUUAUGAUCGGGGUUUUGAAAAGAGAGGAGAUUAUUCUGAAGCAAUACCUAAAGAAAAACCUCCAGGACAAGAAAAAGAAUUUAAUGCUGAGGAAUUAGCUAAGUAUGGUAUCACAAAAGAGAUGUUAGCAGAAGCUAGCUUACUUCCAAAAAAUACUCCAGUUAGAGAAAGAGAUUUAGGACCUGAAGAUGUUGGUAAAAAACAAUUUCCAAAUGACUUCCAGUGUAAGUUAUGUGAUAUAAAGUGUACUGGUCCACAGAGUUUCCAAGCUCAUCUAUCUGGAGCUAAGCAUUCAUUUAGUGUUGAGAAUUACUGUAGCCGUGGUAAAUCUACUGUAAAGAAAACACAAAUUAAAUUAGUUGCCAGUCAACGUAAAUCAUUGACACUAGAACUGAUAAAACUUGUUACAGAACCUAUCAUUGGUUUAGAUUAUAUAACAGAAUUUCACAAACAAGAUCCUAAAGCUAUCAUGACAUGUGUUUGUAAUCUAUGUGAAUCAAAAUGUGAUGAACAUACAGUUGUAUCACAUUUACUGGGUACCAGACAUCGUCUUAAUUAUAUGAAAGAACAUCACACUGAUUAUUUUAACCAUUCUAAGAAGUUUGGUGGAAAGAAGAAUCAACAGACAUUUGUAGAAACUUUAACACAAGAUAUAGAGAAGGCAGAUGGUAAAGGGGUACCAGUGGUUAAAAUCAUUGUAGAAGAAGAAGUAGAGGAAGAAUUAGAAUUUCAAGCAUUAUUAAAGGGUCGUGCCAUUCUACCCACACCAUUAAAACGAUCAAUUAAUCCUACAGAGACUGAUCCAGGAAGUAAAAAAGGCAGAUACAGUAAUUAUAAAGAUGAAACUCAAGAUAUGUAUGAUGAAGAUGAUAGAUAUGAUGGGAAUAGAGAAACUAUAGAACAGGAUCAACAACAAUAUACAGGUUAUCAAGAUCAUUAUGAUGAAUAUUCAGAUAAUCCUUAUUUAUAUGGUGAUGAUGAGCAGGAUAUCGACAUUGGGCAACAGAACAUGAACACAUAUCCACCAACUGGCAAAGAUGACACAUAUCCACCAGCUGGCAAAGAUUUGUUUCCACAAUCUGGUAGAUCUUAUCCUCAGCAUGAAAAAUUAUCACACUCAGAUAGUCGUCCACCUUCCAUCCUUGGAAAUCAACCCUUCAUUCAUGAUGAUCAACGAUCCAGCCGUGGUAAUAAACCAUCGCUCCUUGGUAAUCAGCCAUCCCUCCUUGGUAAUCAACCACCGCUACUUGGUAAUCAGCCAUCCCUCCUUGGUAAUCAACCAUCCCUUCUUGGUAAUAAACCAGCCCUCUUUGGUAAUCAAUCAUCCAUCACCAGUCAUCAGUCAUCCCCUGGCAGUCAUCAAGCAGCACUCAGUAGUCAUCAACCUCUACUUACAAGUCAACAACGUUCACUCAGUGGUCAUCAGUCCCCGCUCAUCAGUCAACAAUCACCUCUCUUAAGUCAACAGCAGCCUCCCUAUGGAAGUCAUCAGUCACCCCUAUCCCUCAUGAGUCAGCCUAGUAUUUCUAUAGAAGAACAAGAAGCUAUAAAAGCUCAGGAAGAAAAAUUAGUAGAAGAAAAAAUAGAGAAAGAAGUACAAGCUCGAUUACAGAAGAUUUUAAGUAUGAAAAAACCUGAAGAUUCUGGAGAGUACAGAAAGACAAAGAAACAAGCAGCAGGAAUGAGUAGUAUGAGUGUGUUAAUGCAAUCCUUAUCUGAUUCACUGAUAUCUAAUGAAGAUGAGGCAGAAAUGGCUCUACAAGUAUCUAAUGCAUUAACUCAAGCCUUAUUACAUUAUAGAAUGAAAACUCUCUCUCCAGAGAUGUUAAAACAGGUUAUUCCAAAUGCUACAGAACUCCAGUUGUCUGGAAUUGAUAACCAAGGUAACUUUCCUCCUAGACCAGUUCCACUACCAUCAUCCAGAUCUCAUAUAUCUGGUGGAAGUGGUGACAGAUCUUCACAUUGGAACCAAGAUACAUCAAUAUAUGACCAGUCUCCAUUACAGAAUCAACCUGUUUCAUGGAACCAACAACAGCAUCUUCAACAAUGGAAUCAAGUAACAGAAUCCAGUCCUUCUAACAAAAACGGAAGUCAUUCUAAAUCUGAUGUUGUUAGUCAGGAUAGUCCUAAUGAUUGGUCCUAUAAUAACAUAAGCAUGGAUGCCAGGAUUGAAAGUUUUCAGAAUAAUUUGUUAAAAUGGAAUGGUGGUACUCAAUCCGAGGCCGUGCCAGCUCCACCUCCACCUACUUCAAAUACCCCACUUUAUACUUCAAAUAAUUAUCUGACAUCAUAUCCAGCUAAUACUAUUUUCUAUCAAGGUAUUCCUGAGGAGUAUGCUAACUUCCUAGGUAAUAGCAAUACUUCAUGGCCUACCAACCCCCCUCUUCCAACACAUGAUGCACCGAAACCACCUCUACCACCUAAUUAAAAAUGAAAUGAUUGAUACCAACUUUAAGUUAAGGCUCAUCAGUGAUUUAUUUUGCAUUGAUAAGACAGGAGGGUCAUAAAUAUGUAGAUAGUGGGUAUUUUCAUUUAACAGUAUCGUGAAAAUGAUUUCAUUGGCAUUAUGCUGUUGUAAUGUUUAGUUGUGUUCGUGAAAGGUUCAGCUCGUGGAAUAUUUGACAUUCUUGUUUUCUUGCUGCUGGUUGUUUUUUACCCAUGAAAAUAUAUUGAAAUUAACGAUGAAUUGAUAUGGAGAUAAGGAUAUAUGCUUGUUUUUAUGAUGUUUUAUAUUUACCAUAAAGAAUGUGUAAAUACUGACCACGCCUUUUCCUUAGAGGAAAGUGAGAGAUAUAUUUCAUACCAGAAAUCUGUAGAAUUACUGGACUUCUUUGUUGUGUUUUCUUUGUGAUCGUAAUUACGCCCAUCUGUUGUUCAGUCUUCAUUGUUUGUAUCAUCUUUAAAGUGGUAUCAAAAUUAUUUUAGUGCUAACAACAUAAAGUGCAUAAAGUAAAGUGCUAAAUGUAUCUGAAGAGUUUGUUGUAGAAUUGUAUUGUUCAUUGUAAAAUGUUUUAAUGGGAUUAAUAUUUUGUGUACAAUCUAUAAUUGAAUUCAUCACUUAUCAUUUUGUACUGUCAAUUUAAGACAAACUGUAUGUCAGAUAUUUGACAUGUAACUUACAUUUGUGUAUUAUAAAUUUAUCAAGAAAUAAAUUAUAAUGAAAGUUUUAA
This is a messenger RNA of Patella vulgata (common limpet), 4699 nucleotides long. RefSeq lists its product as uncharacterized. Gene Ontology annotation, molecular function: single-stranded RNA binding; double-stranded RNA binding; zinc ion binding. The transcript has 16 exons. NCBI's taxonomy places the organism in Eukaryota, Metazoa, Mollusca, Gastropoda, Patellidae. The record is from RefSeq and is a predicted model, not a curated record. The coding region runs from base 100 to 3957 and encodes 1285 amino acids. Gene Ontology annotation, cellular component: precatalytic spliceosome.